This is a messenger RNA of Syngnathus typhle (broad-nosed pipefish), 904 nucleotides long. RefSeq names its product MICOS complex subunit MIC26-like. The coding region runs from base 24 to 749 and encodes 241 amino acids. The record is from RefSeq and is a predicted model, not a curated record. Lineage: Eukaryota; Metazoa; Chordata; Actinopteri; Syngnathiformes; Syngnathidae. The transcript has 9 exons. Gene Ontology annotation, biological process: cristae formation. Gene Ontology annotation, cellular component: MICOS complex.
UUAGCUUUUAAGGAGGACUGCGCAUGCGUGUAACCUCUACGACUUGCCGUAGAAAGCGAAGGUAUUUGCGACGGAAGAUGUCAUACGUGAAACUGGUGUCGCUGUUUGCCGCAGCUCCUGGACUGCUGCCGAGUGCUGCCGCUUGCGAGGCUCCAAAGAAAAACGCGCAGCCGGCCAUGAGUAUCGACGAGCUGCCAUCUCUGUACAGCAGAGCCGAGGAGGAGCAGCCCCGGGUGGAUCCAUUGGCGGCAGCGGGACAGUUGGAACAGAGCGUGGCAUCACUGAGGAAAUUGGCAGAACCAUACACAAAUCAAUGUCAGAAAGCAGGAAGGGCAGCGGCGGACAAAGUUGAGGAUGUGUACAGAAGGGUGGAGCCUGCUGUCGCCGCAUCCACCACCGCAGUCACAGCUGUGUACCAAUUUUUCAACGAUCCACCCCCUGAUCUGUACCCCAGCAUGGCAGUGGUGGGCUUCUCUGGCUUGCUGGGACUUUACUUGGCCAAAGGUUCGAAGGUGAAGCGUGUGGCGUUUCCGCUGGGCCUCAUGGCGCUCAGCGCAUCCAUGUUCUACCCUCAGCAGGCCGCUUCGCUUUUCAAGGUGAGUCGCGACUCGGCGUGGGUGUGGGUUAAGCAAGGUCGCGUCGCCAUGGAAACACUAUGGAAAGAGCCGCCAUUUAGCAAACACAAGAAAAACUUGUUUGUCAAGCCUGACAAGACUGAGCGGGGGGAGAGCGGCGGCACAUCCAGCUGAAGUUGAACAAGCCAUGCACACACAAAAUCACCAUUUAAAUUAAUUUAUCUUUAUUGUGCACAGGUAUGUGUUGAAUGCUCACUAUGCCCAUUUAUGUUGGACUAACUUGUUAAAGUCUGUUGGAAUACAAUCAAAAUCUUGGAGCAAACUUUUGA